GUCAAGUCAACGUCAAGAGUGUCAAUUCGACAAAGUAUUUGAGUAUUUGUUUAUUUUUUCUGUGGUUGAUAAAAAAGUAAUUUUUAAUCAAUAUAUUAAUAAUUCUAUAAUUCAUUAUGGCGUUAAAUCCGCCUCUAAAUUACGGUAUUCAGAGUACCGCGGGUGCAGUCCCGGUGAGAAAUGAAAAGGGCGAACUGUCUAUGCAAAAAGUGAAAGUGCACAGAUAUGUGUCGGGAAAAAGGCCAGACUACGCUCAAGAUUUACCAUCUGAAAGCGACAGCGACGAAGAUGACUUUCUGGAAAGGAAACAGCAUUUAUUUAGAGAGCCUACACCGGAACCCGUCCUGAACAGCGACGAUGAAUUAAAUGAUCCUAGAUUGAAGCGAUUGAGAAAUGUCGAGCUGAACACUGAAGUACGCCCAGAAAGACGUAGGCAUGUGUUUGAAGCUGAAGUUUUGGAGUCUUCAUCUGAUGAAGAUGAUGAGGAAUACGAACAAAGCAUUGCAGCUGAUCAAAAGCAUACUUUAGAAGCUAAUCCAGACGAUGAAGCUUCAGAAGAGGAGCUCAGCGACGGCGAAAUUGAAAGGAGGAGAGAUGCAUUGAAAAACAAAAUAUCAAAGGUCCAUCAUCAAGAAGAACUAAUCAAAAAAGAAGAGGAACUUAGUUCAUCUGAAGAAGAGGAAUCUGAAGAAUAUACGGAUUCUGAAGAAGAAACUGGUCCUAGAUUGAAACCUGUGUUUGUAAGGAAGAAGGAUCGAGUCACUAUAAUUGAGAAGGAAAAGGAAACUAUAAAACAAAAAAGGCUUGAAGAAGAAGAGAUAAGAAAAGCUGAAGAAAGGAGGCGACAAACAUUACGUAUAGUUGAAGAUUUGAUAAGAAACAAAAAAGAAGAAAAAGACAAAGAUACAAACGAACCAAACUUGAAUGAUGUUUGCACUGAUGAUGAAAAUGAUGAAGUUGAAUAUGAAGCCUGGAAACUCAGAGAAUUGAAAAGGAUAAAACGUGACCGAGAAGAAAGAGAAGCCAUCGAAAGAGAAAAGAUGGAAAUUGAAAAAUUACGUACAAUGACUGAAGAAGAACGUCGCCUGGCACUGAGACUAAACCCAAAAACAGUCACCAACAAAGCUGCCAAAGGCAAAUACAAGUUUUUACAAAAGUACUAUCAUCGUGGUGCUUUCUAUUUGGACCGAGAGGAAGACGUUUUCAAAAGGGACUUUGCACAAGCCACUCUGGAAGAUCACUUUGAUAAAACAAUUUUACCCAAAGUUAUGCAAGUCAAAAACUUUGGCAGAUCUGGACGUACUAAAUAUACCCAUUUGGUUGAUCAAGACACGACACAAUUCGACUCGCCAUGGACCAAUGAAAAUCAACAGAAUACUAAGUUUCAUUCUACACAAGCUGGAGGUGUUAAGCAAGUGUUUGAGAAGCCAUCUUUGAAAAAAAAGAAGUCAUAGAUAUAAGCUGAGAAUAAUAUUAAUAGGUGUUAAAUAAAACUAAAUUAAUACUAGAAAAAAUCGCUUUUUUUUUUAUUUUUUUAUAAACAACAUUAUAGAUCGUACAUAUUUAUCUUAAAUAUACAAGUUUUCCCAUUGCAUUUAGAAGUAAAUGAACUUAAAUGUAAAUAGGGAAACUUGUACAAUACAACAAUUUGUUUUUUGGACCUAAAUAAUGAAGGUCGUUUCCUAAACUUUAAUGUAUGUAAUGUUCUUUGAACCAAAACUAUUUAAAAUUAAACAUUUCUAGUUGAAUGUGUUUGAAACAAUAAUGUAUAGAAUUUACAGGCAAAUAAUGAUGAGAAAGUAGAUUUGCAAAAAGUGUACAAAAUUUCAUGCAUUUUACGUGUUUUUGGACUGGUAACCAUAUUAUGGUUAAGGAUAUUUGAAAGAAAAUUUCAAGGAUGGAGCCUUUUGAGCUAGGAGCUGCCAGUUCAAUGUAAUGUCUAAUUAUUAUUUUGUGAUCCUUAUAAAAUUCAUGAAACUUGAGGCAAAUUAUUUUUUUGAUAAAAAUAGUGCUCUUCCUAAUACAUAGAAGACCUUUCUCACAUUUUCACAGUAGGUAUAUAACUCUUUGAUACAAAACUUCUCUCGAGUAGAUUCUCCCUUAAACGGACCAUGAAAAGUUGCCUUAUAUUUCCCCUUACUGCAUAAUCUUCUGGACUUUGCUCAAAGUCACUGGUACUAAACUGAUAGAAUUUGACAAUUUCAAAGGCCAAGAGAGAUUUAUUUUACUGUAUCUGAAAAUCUACAAAAUCUGUUGCAAUCAUUCACUUACGUAUACAUACUUUCGAUUGUAGGUAUUCCAGUAAACUAUAUAAAAAAAAACCCUCUAAGGAAUGUAUAAUCUUAAUUCUAAAAAAACUAUAAUAUAAAUAUAACAAAAAUAUUACUUCCAAUAUAGAUUAUACAUAGAAUAUGUAAAAAAAAAACAUUUUAAUGGAUUUGAUAUCACAUUCUCACUUAGAUUAGCUCUUUUAGGCUCUGAAUGGACUUUUUCAGCAGAUCCUGUUGCGCCCGGGCAUGUUUUAUUUCUAAUUCCGCCAACUCAAUUAAG
Molecule: messenger RNA, 2550 nt
Organism: Ceutorhynchus assimilis (cabbage seed weevil)
Lineage: Eukaryota; Metazoa; Arthropoda; Insecta; Coleoptera; Curculionidae
Source: the annotation of a GenBank genome assembly